UGGAAUUAUAGUAUAGUAUUUUCCAUUCAGUGCCGCCUGGUCACACCGCGAAGCAUUUACAAAUAAAUUCCCUGGUUGUGUGUAGUUGUUCUUUUUUUUUCGUUCCGUUACAUAGCACGCUAAAAUAAAUAUCCGAAAGUUCGAGAUCAGCCGAUUCCAGAAUGCUUUCGCUGCAGAACCAACGGCAACCGAAAACCACACCUCUGGUGGACGAGUACGAGAUCUCGGACACGGUACUGGGCCUGGGGAUCAAUGGAAAGGUGGUGCAGUGCACCCACCGCCGCUCCAAACAGAACUAUGCCCUCAAGGUGCUGCUGGACAAUGAGAAGGCGCGUCGCGAGGUGGAUCUGCAUUGGCGACUCAGCGGAUGCCGGCACAUUGUGAACAUCAUCGAUGUGUACGAGAACACCUAUAGCGGCAGGAAGUGCCUUCUGGUGGUCAUGGAGUGCAUGGAGGGCGGCGAACUCUUCCAGAGGAUCCAGGACAAGGCCGAUGGCGCCUUCACGGAACGGGAGGCGGCCCAGAUAAUGCACGAGAUCUGCUCGGCGGUAGACUAUCUGCACAGUCGCGACAUUGCACAUCGCGAUCUCAAGCCGGAGAACUUGCUGUACACCACCUCUCAGCCGAAUGCGAUCCUAAAACUGACGGACUUUGGCUUCGCCAAGGAGACAUUCAGCAAUGACAAGCUGCAGACGCCCUGCUACACUCCUUAUUACGUGGCUCCCGAGGUCCUGGGCCCGGAGAAGUACGACAAGAGCUGCGACAUCUGGUCGCUGGGCGUGGUGAUGUACAUCAUAAUGUGCGGAUUCCCGCCGUUCUACAGCAACCAUGGCCUGGCCAUUUCGCCCGGCAUGAAGAAGCGCAUUCGCACCGGCCAGUAUGACUUUCCCGAUCCGGAGUGGACGAAUGUGAGCCCGGCGGCAAAGGACCUGAUCAAGGGCAUGCUGAACGUGGAUCCCAGCAAGCGUCUGCGCAUCCAGGACGUCAUUCGCAACAACUGGAUUGCCCAGUACAAUGCCGUACCACAGACACCGCUCUGCACGGGUCGCAUGCUGAAGGAGAGCGAGGAAACCUGGCCGGAGGUGCAGGAGGAGAUGAUGCGCUCGCUGGCCACUAUGCGCGUGGACUACGAUCAGAUGCAAAUCAAGGCGCUGGACAAGUCGAACAAUCCGCUGCUGACGAAGCGCAGGAAAAAGAUCGAGGAGAUGGAGAUAUAUGCGGCCAAUGCGACGCGCAACUAAACGACGAGGCAGCCAGAGCGACUAACACGGCCAAUCCGGGAGUGAGAUGGGCGUAGGACGUAGGAUGGGUGAACCAUCGGACUAACACUUAAGCGGAUAACAAUGUUGUACAAUGCUUUACAAGAACGAUAAAUACUUCUAUACUACGACGACGGCAGCACCUGCUAUUAACUACUACGAUAAUAACAACCUCUGCAAAAGAACUACAACUACAACUACAACUACUCCAUGUUAUAUUACGUUACGUUUUCUUAUUCAUUUUAUGCCCAUUAUCUAUGUAUAAUCCAUUUUCAGUAAACGGGUUCUUAGGGUAUUUUGUAGUCUGAAAAGUGCUCUUUUGUAAAAGAAACUAAAAGCGUAAUGCGUAAAUAACAAACUUAAGUAAAGCCAAGUGCAAGCCUAGCUAGCCAGCCGAAUAUUCAAAAUGCCUCGGUAUCGCGUGAAAGUGUUUCGUUUUUCGAUAAAACUUUUUUUCAAAACGUGUCAUUUGUAACCGAACUAUUUUUUUUACGUGUACGUGACUUUGAUUAUAAUUAUAUAUGUAUAUGUAUAACCGUGUGUAUAUGUAUGUAUGGUAUAUGUGUGGAGAAACAAUUAUACAGCCAGUUGACGUUAGCAUUAAUCUGCGAAAGAUUCAAUGUUGGUUAUAACUUUUAUUUGCUGAUUCUGCAAGCGAUAUACCAUUUUACCGUAUAGCGUAUUUGUAGUCCAUAAACAACAAGAUCCCCACAAAUAAAUAAAAACAAAUCAAGCUUAUUUUACUAUGAUUAAA
This is a messenger RNA of Drosophila santomea, 2013 nucleotides long. It is a transcript of the gene MAPk-Ak2, whose product is annotated as MAP kinase-activated protein kinase 2. Gene Ontology annotation, molecular function: calmodulin binding; ATP binding; calcium/calmodulin-dependent protein kinase activity. The transcript is spliced from 4 exons. The record is from RefSeq and is a predicted model, not a curated record. NCBI's taxonomy places the organism in Eukaryota, Metazoa, Arthropoda, Insecta, Diptera, Drosophilidae. The coding region runs from base 162 to 1241 and encodes 359 amino acids. Gene Ontology annotation, biological process: peptidyl-serine phosphorylation; intracellular signal transduction; protein autophosphorylation. Gene Ontology annotation, cellular component: cytoplasm; nucleus.